Molecule: messenger RNA, 7672 nt
Organism: Cherax quadricarinatus
Lineage: Eukaryota; Metazoa; Arthropoda; Malacostraca; Decapoda; Parastacidae
Source: RefSeq, a predicted model, not a curated record
AGUGUGAGAGGCGGGCUGAGCAAGUUGUCAGUGUCAAUGUUCCUCUCGUACGUUGUACUCUCACACCUCCCCACUCUAACGAAUUAAUGAAAAUGUGAAAGUGCUUUUGUGAUUCUGUUUAGAUAUUAAGAUUGUGUUCAAUUGAUUGUAAAUGAUUAAUUAAUGAUAGUGACGCCUACAGAGGAGGCUUUCAGUGUUAUGAUGUGAGUGUACUGAUGUGAUUUUUAGCACAUCGCCGACGGUCCAAAAUGGCAUCAGACUCCGUAGAGGAACUCAUGAACAGCGCCCUGGUGACAUGGGUGCGGACGUUCGAGAGCGACGGUGGCGGUGGACUGACGUAUGCAGCUCUGGCCGACGGUGUCUUCCUGUACGACGUGAUGCUACACCUGGAUCCCCGGGAAGUUUGUGGUCGUCAGGUGAACCGCCACCCGACCGACCCUGCCGCCCGCCUCGCUAACCUCGCCGCCCUUCUUCAGCACAUAAAAACCUUCUACCAGGAGGUGCUGACGCAGACUGUAGUGUUGAGAUUGCCUGACGUGGUGAAGCUCUCCCGUGCUGGGGAGAGCCCUGCUGGGGUCCAGGAACUGCGACACCUGCUGUUACUGGUGCUGGGCUGCGCUGUACAGUCCCCCAGGAAGGAGGACAUCAUAGACAACAUCAAGAAACUCGACCUCGACACUCAACACUGCAUCGUUGAGUGUAUCAAGGAGGUGACUGAUAACCCCGAGGCAGUAUGGCCGACGGAGUGGACGCAGGUGGAUGCGGUACCUGAGGACCAGGUGGCUCACGUGUUCACCACUCUGGUACAACAGUGUCGACGCCUGGCUCACGAGAGGGACACCUACAAUCAGGAGACUGGACCACUACCUCUGUUGCCAACCGCAACAGUCUGGUUGAUGAAGCAGUCAACAAGGAAGUUUGACCUCAAGGCGGGCUACGAAUGUAGAAGAACUCUUGGAAAUGGCCACAGGUGUGUCACAGGUACGAGGAAAUUGAACGCUACGUAUCGCUGUUUCCAAACUAAACAGGGAGAAGCUGAAAGUGAGGAGAAAGCCGAGAGUUUGGCCGAAUACAAGGAUGAGUUGGACCAAACCAAGAUCGUGGUGGGCAAGCUACGGCAGGAGAAUGUCGAGUUGGUACAAGAUGCACGUGCAGCAAGAGCAUGGAGGGAUGAAGCUGACAUCUUGCGGGAGCGAGCCAGCCGUGUUGACGCCCUUGAGCAGGAGGUGGCUCGAUAUCGAGACAAGAUGGCUGACAUAGAAUUUUACAAGACACGAGUUGAGGAGCUACGUGAAGACAAUAGGAUCCUGGUGGAGACCAAAGAGAUGCUGGAGGAGCAAUUAGCUUCCUCGCGACGGAGAGCAGAACAAGUGCUGGACCUAGAAAACAACAUUCUUCAACUAAAGCAAACCAUAAAUCAGAUUACUAUUGAACGUGAUUCUGAUAGGGAAAGAUUACAGGAAGUUAUGGAGGAAAAUGCUCAGUUGCAGCUCAGCACCAAAAACUCUCUCAGUGAAUCCGCCACCCUUGUUGCUCAGCUGGAUAACCUUAAGUCCCAGCAACCUUUGAAUGGCUCUAGCGUAGGCAGUGAUCUCAUCGGUGAUGCUCAGGCCAGAGUUCUCAAACUACAGCUUGAAAACCAAAGACUUGAAGCUGAAAAUGAGCAGUUAAAGCAUGGCUCUCUUCUUGCUUCAACAGACAAGCUGUUAGAACUAGAACUGGAGAAUAAAAGACUUUCUCACAAGGUAAUCCAGUUACAAGAGACUAGUCAAAAGGAGCGAACACACUUAUUACAAUCACAGGAAGAAUCUGAGAAGCGACAUCAAGAAACUCAGCGCUUGCAUCAGACUCUGAAUACUGUCAAGACUAACUCUCAGCGACAAAUUGAUGAACUUCAGCAAGAAAAUACACAGCUUCUAGAACUGAUAGAAAGUCUGCGAGAGAGACAAAAGAAGACAACAGAUGCAAGACUGCUGGAUGUUGAGACAGAAAACAAGAAACUUACAGAUGUUAAUCUUCAGUUUCAGAGCCAGGUUUCAAGACUGGAAUAUGAGAAGCAACAACUGAAUAGAUUGACAGAGCGUUUGAGAGAAUCUGCAGACAGACUUUCAGAGGCUGAACAUCAAAAGGCAGAGCUGGAGCGAGAAAAUCGGGACCUUCAUAAGGCAAUUGGGGCCUUUCGUGAGAGCUGUGAACGUCAUGAAACCUUAGAACGUGACUAUGCAAGCCUGGAGGUAGAAUUUGCAAGAGUGUCUAAAAUGCUAACCAACAUGAAAGACACAGUAGCUAAGCUUGAAAGUGUACAGAGCGAGAAACUACAAAUGCAAACUGAAGUGGAACGACUCAACCGAUCUAUGGAUAGCCUCAAGUCAUUGUCAGCGCGUAUCAUUGACUUGGAGUCUGAGAAGGAGGCACAACAUCAGCAGAUUAAUCUCUUACAAAAGCAGUUGGCUACUUUGAAAGCUGAGAGAAGUCGAGCUGAACAGUUGGAACUUGAUCUUCUGACUGCUGGCAAUGAAGUACAAAAGAAAAAAAGAUCACUAGAUACUAUUCAGAAGAAACUUGCAGAAACAGAGAAGGAAAGAAGUGAGCUAGAGAAUGAAAAUUCCAAGCUCCAGAGAACAGUCGAAACACUCAAGCUAUCUACCAAGAAGCUCAAUGAACUGGAGAGAGAUUUGACGGAAAUGGAGGGCACCAAUGAUCGUCUAGAUCGUGAAAAUAAAUCCCUUCAAAAAGAGGUUUCAAGACUACGUAGUGCCAUGGAAGUGAAGGAUGGCCUUAUUGAUGAAGCUGCAAGUAAAACUUCAACUCAAGAGCGUGAUAUUAAGAGACUCAACAAAGAAGUUGACCAACUUAGAGGAAGUGAUAAUAGAGUACGUGAAUUAGAGAAGGAGAAGAGAGAGUUUGAACAGCUGAUGAUGACAGAACGCAAAACCCUCAAUUGCUUAAGGGAAGAUUUAGUUGCAGAAAAGGUACGAACACAGCAACUCGCCAAUCAACUUGACAGUCUAACCUCAGACCUAGCCAAGCUUGGUCUUAAUGCUGAUAAUCUUACUGCUCCAGUUUCUGACAGUGACAAUGACCGUUACAAAGCUUUAGAAUCAAUGCUUGAGGAAACACUGAAGCGGAGUGUGGAGGUUCGUGAGGAGAAGAUUGUAUCUCUAGAAUCUCGUCUUGCCGAGUCUGUGAGCAGAAAUAAAGACCUUCGUAACCAUCUACUAGAGGUAAAAAGUGAACUUGAAUCACUUAGACAACGACAUCAAGAAGAAGAUGCCAGCCUAAGUGAAGACGUAUCAAAGGAAGUUGCAAAACUUCGAGAUGCUGUGUACCGCAGCAAUGAGGAGAAGGGAAGUCUUGAAAGUGAAAUUAGUGAGCUCAAGUGCCAAACUGCCAGCUACCGAGACCAGGUGUGUGCACUACAGUCUCAAGUGACAUCCUUGUCCAACCAGAACACAGUCAUGUCUCAGCAUAAUGCAAAGUUGCAAGGAGAGAAUGCUCGUCUACAAGUGGAAAAUACUACAUUACAGUCACAAUCAGCAUCACUCAUAGCUCAGAACUCGGCUUUACAAUCUUCAGCCACCCAAAGUGAUGCAGAAAGAGAAAAGGUGCGUCGUUCUUGUGAAGAGCGUGGCAGUAGGCUGUCUCGGCUGGUUUCUGAUCAUGAGGCUCUACAGCGUCUCCACCAGCAGUUGACAAGAGAAUAUGACAGUCUUGUACUAGAGCAUAAUAAUCUCAAAACAACCCAUAAAAACUUAAAGCAUGAGCAGAAGGAAUUAAAGGAACGUCAGAGUGAUAUGUCUGCUAGUGAAGAUGAGCUUCUAAAACUCCGGGAAGCCUUGGAAGAUGAAAUGUCCAAGCUGAAAGCCGAUUCUACCUCACUGGCAAAUUUACGAAGUGAGCACUCCAGACUCAAGGAUGAUUUCCGGAGCCUAUUUUCUGCAAAUGAGAAACUACGAACAGAGUAUAAGUCUCUACAGAGUGACUAUAAGACUGUCAAAACAGAGAAUAACACUGUGAAACUUAGGUUAACAGAACUUCGAGGAGAACUAAAUGAUGCUCGAGAUCAGAUGGCAGCUUUAGAUGUUGAAGUUUCAAAACUCACCAAUAAAUGCCAGGUGCUUCAGACUUUAAACAUGACACUCGAGGAGGACAGACGAUCCCUUAUGUCACAGGUGUCCCUCCUCUUGACCCAGUACCAUGACCUCCUAACUCAAACAUUAGAAGACAAACAGCAUUUUCAUCAAGAAGAGAAAAAUUUCACUGACAAGCUGAAUAAUCUACGUCGUGGGAAGGAGAAACUAGAGGAGAAGAUCAUGGAGCAGUACCGUCGUAUGGACAACUCUCCAUCCAAGAAGUUGUCACCGGGCUGUGUGCCGUAUUCGAAAGGUUUUGGCUCCAAUCUGGUUCGCCGUGUGAGAAAAGCGGGGACUGAGCUCAUCAACAAAGUACCUCGGACUGGUCGCUCAAGGUCUCGUGGCCGUGAAGAGGGGGGGGAGAGUCCGGACUCAUCAUCACUGGGGUCUUCAUCACAUGCCAAUGAUUCUAUGGAUUCUGGUUCAGAGACUCGUCGAUCAUCACCCAACCUGCCACCUUCCCCAUCACAUGAAGGAGAGGGUGGAGAACUAAGAACACCAGGAAAUUUGCAAAUAUCAGAUCAGUAUAGAAAAAGUUUACCCCCUGCACUCAGUGAUAACUAUGUCUCUCAAAUUCUCAGAGGUUCAGUAUCAUCUGAAGAUGUAGGAAGUGUACGCUCAGGUGAUGCCAGUGAUAGUCAUCAAGAGGACUCUCUCUCCACUGUAACAGCUGGUAGUGGAACUGGUGAACUAAGCCGUGCUGGUUCUCGCCGCCCUGUAUACCUCAUGGAAGAUUCAGAUUCCAUACCAACUAGAGAUGUUGGACCUGAACUUCUACAAGAUAACCAGAGUCGUGGUCGAGCAUCAUUUCGCAGCUCAUCCUCUGCAUCUCUAAGCCAGCAGGUGAUAAACAGGAGUUACAAUGGGGUUCAUAGCAGCCUUCCACCUUCUACUCCCAGUACCCCAACACCAGGAGCAGCUCCACAGGCAUCAACACCCAAGAUUGGUGUUCGGAGAGAACGAGCUGUAGAUGAUGACAUCCCAACCACUCCUCGCCUACCACCCCGUGCAGAUCAUGCAUCCAGUGCACCGCAGGUUCCCCCCAGAUCUCGUCGUGGUUCCAGCAUAAUCCAACCAGAUUCACUUAUCUCUAGUCACUCAUCACCUGCUGACAUUCCUGACCUGAAACCUCCAAAACCUCCACCACGACCACCACCUACAGAUGAUAUGCCUUUAAAAACUGGGAAAGAUAUUGUGGAUAAUUCUGUUUGGUACGAGUAUGGAUGUGUGUAAUAUGCUGUUCUUGCUAGUGGCACAAGGAGUGACCAACUGGUAGUGAAAAAUCUGUUUUGUGGAUUUAGCAACAGAUGUUAAAAAUGUAAUGAGAUUUUAAGUAGAAAAAUUACUCUUUACAGAAAUAAAAGAAACUGUGUAAAUACAGGACUCAGAGUUGAUAUUGAUGCUUUUUAAUACAGGUACUGAAUUGGAACUGAUUUUGUUACCUGAAUUUAUGACUAGGUUUUAGUAAAAACCUAUCAUUUCAAGAUGCAAAACAUAUGGUGCAUGUUUCAGUGUAGUGACAUCAGAGUUGGUGGUAUUGACAGAACUCUAGUAAUGAAAGACAACCUUAGCUGAUCUCUAAGUUAUGUCAUCUGUUAAGCAGAUCAGUAUUUUUUUUAUUGGUACUACUGCAGUUCCCUUUAUACUGCUUUUGUGAUUUAUUUGUACAUAUUUCAAAAUGCACAACAAUUUAUUUGUACAUACAUUUGUGGUAAUUUUUUGUAUGAGCCUACAUAAUUUGAUUUUUCUAUGUUAGUAGAGAGAUCUACUUGUAUGUUACAUGCAUAUCAUUUUCAUUUCACUUAAAUUUUUUAUCAUCAAAAUCUAGAAUAAUCAUUCAUUUAAAUGUGAAAACGUCAUAUAUCGAAUCAAUCCUGUGAUGUCCUGUGGCUUGCUAGGCUGUUCCUGGAGAUUUAAAGCUGCACUAACAGUAUUACUCCAUUGACCAGUGUUUUAGUAAUUAGAGUAAAUUUUCAAAACUUACUAAAAGGUUUUUGUUUGGUGCUCAUUAUUGUACAUCCGGUGCAUAUUUCUCAAGAGUUAAUGUAGCAUCUUACUGGUAAGUUUACCCACGACAUUAUUACAGUAUUGCUCCUGUCUAAACUUGGCAUUACACUGGAUAAGAAAUAUUUGAAGGGUAUAUGGAGUGCUAUUGUGCAAUACAGUUUUAUCUCUUGGUGUAGGUGAUGUUAGCUUGUUCAGUCGAGAUGUGCGUUUGUAGUGUUCAGUAUUGUCACUUUUGUGGCGUAUUUGUGUAGUGCAUAAAGCAGGCUGAAACUCAUGAAGUAAACACACACUGUUUAUUUCUUAAUAUAAUAUGAAGUAGCAAAAUCAAGAAAAUAAAAAAUUGUGCUUUAAAUUUUUUGUGAAAUCUCUGCUUUACUGAAAUGGACUGGUUCUAAUGGUGCUUGCCUAGAUUACAUUGGCAAAAAAAAAAAAUGCAAGGUAAAUGUCAUAACUGUUCAGUAUUUUUUUUUUUAGGAAAAUGGGCAACUUUUAAUUGAAUUUUUCUCGCCAAAUAAAAUUUAGUAGUAUAGUAUUGUUUCCGAACAGUGUGACCUAAAGGUAGCACAAGUUUAGAGUGGUGUUCUGUUAUAUAUGGAUCUUAUAUUUUUAAUAGAUAUCAGUCACCUGCAGUAAAUUAGAGUAAUUAAAGUUCAUCAUAGUCAUCAGUGACAUUAUUAUAAUAAAAAAGCAGCACUAAAUCUACAAGGGUCAUACAGUGCAGGUAAGAGACAAUAAUAAGUGGUUAUUGAAAGCUGUCUGGUUCAACACGAGUGUAAAAUCAGUGAAGUAUAUAAAACUUUUUUUCAUGAUCAUAUUACUAAGGAUAAUGACAAAUCACCUGAGCAGUGUAACACUUAAUCGUUCAGAUAUUGUAUAUGUAAUUGCAUGUGUCAAUACUGUAAAGUCUGAUUUUUUUUUUUUUUUAACUAUGCAUUACUUGACUGUUCUUGGUUGAGAUACUUUAACAUUUCUUGUUCAGCUUAAACUACUGAAACAUUACAGGGCAGCAUGAAUUAAAAAAAAAAAAUCUGAAUGUAAAAGUGUGUUUUAUUUUGGUUAUACUUGAUAUAUAGCUAGUAGGUUGGUAGACAGUGACUACCCAGGAAGGUGCUACUCUCCUGUUAAAUGUUUCUGACAAGAUUCCUGGUCUUUUUUGUUUGAAACGUGUAGGCUGACAGGUAAAUCUUACAGCUACUAAUUUUCAUUAUACACUACCCAUGAAUGUGUAUACAAACUUAUCCUAUUUUUUUUUUCAAAUUCCAUGGGAAAGUGGGUUAGAAUCCUUCAACUAGAAGUCAUGCAUGUUAUAGAAGGGCACUAAAUUAGAUUACAUUCAUGGGGAGUGCUAAACUCAAAGGGUAAUGGGAGGGAAGUACAGGUUCAAUUUCUUAGAUCAAGAGCCCUGCACUAGUAUUAGGAAACCUUUCUUGAGGGGAGAAGGCAACUAGAAUGCUGGGAGAAAAAUGACUGCCAGCAAAUGUUACUGGUGUGACUUCUGGGAGAGCAAAUAAAAUGAAUGCAUGGGAAGUUUA